AUGGACCGCAUGUUCAUCACCAGCAAUGUUCCCCACGAUCAAUGUGAGAUUCAGUUCUCGCUCAUGAGCGCCCAGAAGGAGUGCCCCCGUGACUUGUUCUCCAUCUCGUACGAGCCUCGCCAGACGAUGUUGUUCAAAGAAUCCCUCGUGCGUUUUCCCCAAUACUACAAGUCCACCGCGGAGGAGUGGUUGUUCAACAAGCUGGUGUUUGAUGAACAAGAAACUUGUAAUCAUUUACAGACAGCAUCUGGCGCGUGGGAAAAGUUUUACGGCCGAACCAGGAUGAUGAAGAAUCAGUGA
Ilyonectria robusta is the source of this 300-nucleotide messenger RNA. RefSeq lists its product as uncharacterized. NCBI's taxonomy places the organism in Eukaryota, Fungi, Ascomycota, Sordariomycetes, Hypocreales, Nectriaceae. Bases 1 to 300 code for a protein of 99 amino acids. The record is from RefSeq and is a predicted model, not a curated record. The transcript is spliced from 2 exons.